AUGAUGAUGAUGAUACGCCGUGUGAUGUGUGUGUUGGCCGUUGUGCUGUGCUGUGCCUGCGGGUGUACCAUGACGGCUGCUGCUGAUGUGUCCUCACCCACCGCUGUUGUUCCUAUUGCUGACGAAUCAUCUACGGCGAUGGCGUUUGGUGGUGGUGAUAUUUUAAGGUAUCAGAUGCGUAAUAAAACGGGUUUUUGGCUUGACAAUAAGGCGUCUGUUGAAUCAACUCCAAUGAGUGUUCCCCAUGGUCACGAGAGCACUGGAACAAAUAAUUUGGGAGAAGGAAAUGUUAUCUCUAAUGGCCAUUCAGAUGCUGAGGGUCGUACAUUGGAGGGUAAAGUAUUGUCCGAAGAGGAGGAAUUGCACAAAACCUCUCCUCAGGGCACAGGAGAGGCAUUAACGUCUAAGGUAGACCAAACUGAAGUUGUGGAACCUCCCAGUGUUUCAGAUCCUACUGACCAACAAGAAGAAAAACAAAAACAACAAGGAUUACCUAAUAGAGAUGACUCCUCUUCUCUUUCACCUACUGUGAACACUGGUGCUGGGGAUAGUAGUGGACCAGGUACAACAACAGUGGCUGGACCCCAAUCUGGUGAAAAAGAAGAUACCCCAGAGAGAUUGAAUACACCCGCACAACCUACAACUUCAACGAAUUCUUCUGCGAGUGCACCUGGAGAGAGCAGCACACUUUCAACAUCUUCCACUAACAACAGUAACGGUAACAGUACUUCUGGCGCGGCCACGGGUGUGAGUGCGAGAGCAGACACAGAAGGAACCAAUUCAACUACUACCCCUAAGGCAGUCCCAGAGAUUAACAGUAUUGCAUCCAUCGCACAGAAGAACAAGGGUAAUGUUGACAGCAGCAGUAUCAGCCCCGUUUGGGUACGUGUGCCGCUACUGAUUGUGGCUGUGUUGUUCUCCGUUACCGUGUACUGA
Molecule: messenger RNA, 936 nt
Organism: Trypanosoma theileri
Lineage: Eukaryota; Euglenozoa; Kinetoplastea; Trypanosomatida; Trypanosomatidae
Exons: 1
Coding region: 1-936 (311 amino acids)
Source: RefSeq, a predicted model, not a curated record